AUGGCACAAACAGGAUCCUCCUGUGAGGCCAACGAGAAGAGGACAUGCUUGAAGAGGAAAAGAAAUUCAACAGAUGAUGAGGUAGAGAAUAUGCCACCUAUAAAAAUAACAUCGAAGCUAGAAGAAGAUGUAUGUGAACUGCCACCCCACACAGUUGUUGAAUCAUCUUCAUGUUCGAGUGAUGAUGAAGGCCCAGAGCAGCCGAGGAGUGUGUUCACAGACUUAGAUUAUAGUGCUGAUAGUUUCCUAAGCCCACCGAGUAUACCUGAGCUACCCAAUUGCGUUUUAAGUCCUCUUGAGAAUGUUGCUAGAGGGGAAUGCACACCACACUCUAAUAAAAGACCUAGCACAAGCAAGGUGUAUCCUAGUCCACCGAAGCGUAAAUGUCCUCUGCCUGGGCUGUCCUGGGCUGAUCCCAGUGAUGUAUGGAAGAGUAUGUGUGAGGUUGACGCCAGGUCUACUAUGAUGAAGAACCCCAACAUGUUUGACAACCACCCCAACCUCCAGCCGAGAAUGAGAGCCAUUUUACUGGACUGGUUGAAUGAGGUGUGUGAAGUAUACAAGCUCCAUCGAGAGACCUUCCACUUGACCGUGGACUACGUGGACCGGUACCUCUCAAACACAGAGGACGUACAGAAAGGAAGACUACAGCUCAUAGGCAUAACCUGCUUAUUCAUAGCGGCGAAGGUGGAAGAAGUGUACCCGCCUAAGAUCGGCGAGUUCGCGUACGUGACGGACGGCGCGUGCACCACCGACGAGAUACUGUUAGAGGAGCUGCUCAUACUGAAGAUACUGUCCUGGAGCAUCACGCCCAUCACCAUCAACAGCUGGCUCAAUAUAUACAUGCAGCUGGCCAGCGAGGGCCGCAGCGCUAAGAGGAGGCUGCUCAGCGAAAGCGACCUGGGUAUCAACGCCUUAAGAGGAUACACGUUCGUGUUUCCUCAGUACUCGUCGCUAGAGUCAGUAGCGUGCGGACAGUUGGUAGACCUGGCGGUGCUGCACUCUGACGUCACGAGGCACGCCUCCAGCGCUGUGGCCGCAGCAGCAGUGGCGCACGCCUUCAAUGUAGACCUGGCGUUGAGGGUGUCAGGUUACAGCUGGUCGUCCCUAGAGCCGUGCUACACGUGGCUGUCACCGUUCGUGUCCGCCGUGCGCGAGGCGGGCGGCGUGGCGGGUGUCCGCGGCGGGGACGGCGACCACGUGCAGCGCGCCGCCGGCCUCAGGCUCAUCUGUCCCGACCUCAACCUGGACGAGAGCCACCGCAUACAGACACACAACGUCUCCUUGGACAUGUUUGACAAAGUAUACCAACAGCUGGCAGAGCAGCCAGAGACAACAGCGGAGUCCGAACUACACGCUUUCCCUCCCACGCCGCCCCACUCCGACCACAAGAGCCCCCACACGCCCGCCGCGAAGACCCCCUCCACACGGACCUGCGAGUGA
This is a messenger RNA of Danaus chrysippus (African queen), 1443 nucleotides long. Lineage: Eukaryota; Metazoa; Arthropoda; Insecta; Lepidoptera; Nymphalidae. The record is from the annotation of a GenBank genome assembly.